CCGUUGUCAAGUAAACAGUCACUGCAUUGAUAUACGUAAAAGUUAAAUCUUUCACGACUGCAUUUCUAUAAAUCGUCGAGAAAUUCCAUUGUAAUAUUUGCCAAUUCGAAAUAAAUAUAAAAUGAUCAGGUGUGAUAGAUGUUCCAGAAUGUGAGAAAACCCAUGAAUGUUGUUUACCAAAAUAUGUAUCAGGAAAAAAUAUGAAAUAGGACUUGAAAAUGCUGAUCAAAAGCUAAAGUGCUAUGAUAGAUUUGCUAUCGCGAAAAAGCUUCACGCGGAGAAUUUAAAACAUCAACCACUUCCUGAUAAAGUCAACGACGAUAUAAUGAAGAAUUUCAAACUAAAGGAAUCUUUCCAUUUACCGUCCUUAAAUGAACAAUACCGAAAUAACAAAAAGGAUAAUAGUUGUAAUAAAUUAGGCUCCAAAUAUCACUGCGAUGCCGUAUUAGGAUACAAGAAGCCAGAAACAAAGAUGGAUUUGGCUAUUUGCUGGCAGACUCCUGUGGAUCCAAUUUAUGAACCACCGAGAUCGACUCACAUCGAUGGAUCAGAGGGAGGAGCUGCACCGGCAAUUUUUGAACUUGUACAAGGUGCACCAAGGUCGAGAUGUGAUCAAUUACGUUCUAACAAUUAUAAUGUUAAACAUAAUAAUAAUAAGAAUCGUGAAAUAUAUGAGAUGAAUUUCGCAAAAAAAGAUCAAGAUAAACGUUAUAAUAAUUCACACCAGAAUCAAAAUAAUUGCAAGCAUCAUUGUAAAUGCAUGGACUCUAUGAAUAUUCAAAAAUCAAUUUCUCGCGAACGUUCUAGAUCACAAUGUUCUAUUAGGAAUAGCGCUGUAAUCUGUGAGAAUAAAGAAAAGAACGAUCCUAGAUUAAUCAAAUCAGCUGUAGGAAUUACUUUAGGUACUGAAUCAAAUAAUGCAUCUCGACGAUUACCACAAAAAAUAGAUGUUCCACGACCAAAAACACCAUUCGCUAAAAGAUCCUUUAGUAUAGAAACUUUAUCUCCUCCUUUUAGUAUCGUAAAUGGUUGUAGAGAUACCGAUUAUCCAGAACAUUGGAGACUUAUGACGGUCUAUCAGCAAUCUUAUAAAAAUCCUCGAAAAUAUAAAGCUAAUUUUCACCGUUAGCGAUUGCGAUCCUUUGAAACAAUGAUAUAAAAUAAUUAUUAAUAUCGAAAUUGCAACUUGGUUCUACUCAAAAUUCAAGAUCAAUAAUAUAAACUAAACAAAAUCUGAUUUUUAUUUAGCUGCAGAUUAAAUUAAAUUAUAAUCGAAUCAUAUUAGAUCAAAAGUAAAAUAUUAAAGUUAUAACAUAAUAACAAUAGUAUAUCUAUCCUUCUAUAUUCUUAUUUUUUUGUCUUUGCAAAGAUAUUUACUUAUUCUUUUGAUUAGUUACAGAUGAAAUAAUGUUUGAAUACUUAAUAGAAACUAUCAUAGGCAUUAGGUUUUUUCACAUAUUUUGAAAUUUCAUUAUAUAAAACAUUAAAUAAAUCUGGAUAAGAUUUCAUAAUGAGUUGAAAAUUCGUUCUGUAUAAUAUAUAAAUCUCACAAGUUUCUAUUGCAACAAUAUUAGCAUUAUGAUGCAUACUUUUCAGAAAUAAGAAAAUGUCUCCAAAAUAUGCUCCAUCUUCUAAAUGACAAACCUAUAUUCAUAUAAAACAUUACUUCUGAUAAAUCUGUAUCAAAUGAAAAAAUAAUAGUCAUUGAAACGUUAUCUAGUAUCAUUAGAAAAACCUCUUUCCAUAAAAUGUUAUAGACUGCAACUGUGCCAGAUGCAAUAAAGUAGAGUCCAUCUCCUUCUUCAUCAGUUUUAACUAUUAUAUCAUUCUCUAAAUAAAUUUCAGAGCUUAACACAUUUAUUAACUGUAACACGAUAGAUUCUGGAAUAUAUUGAAACAAUGACACAUUGUUGAUAAAUUUCAUAUAA
Messenger RNA from Vespa mandarinia (Asian giant hornet), 1928 nucleotides. RefSeq lists its product as uncharacterized. The record is from RefSeq and is a predicted model, not a curated record. Lineage: Eukaryota; Metazoa; Arthropoda; Insecta; Hymenoptera; Vespidae.